Messenger RNA from Hydra vulgaris (swiftwater hydra), 693 nucleotides. The record is from RefSeq and is a predicted model, not a curated record. Lineage: Eukaryota; Metazoa; Cnidaria; Hydrozoa; Anthoathecata; Hydridae.
AUGUUUUCGGAGUACAAAAAAGAUAUAGUAUUACUUAUAAAACAACAAGAAGAAAAUAUGCUUAAACUCAUCAGUGCAAACGCAAAAAUAACGAGCGACCGACAACAAAAAGCUGAAACAAACAUUAAUUACAGCAUGGAAAAAAUUAAACGAUUGGAAAAGGAUGUACUUGAUAUAAAGGAAAGAGUUUGUCAAAACGAAGCACAUAAAAGCGACGAGUUUAUCGACUUUAAAAAAAAAAUUAGACAAAUUGAGGAUCGAUCACAAAGAAAUAACCUUAAGAUUGAUGGCAUCAAAGAAAAUGAAAAUGAAAUAUGGUCUAAAAGUGAAAUAAAAGUGAUUAAAGUUUUUCAGGAGUCUUUAGUAGUGGAAAAUGUGAGAAUUGAACGAGCGCAUCGCAGUGGACGCCGAGACGCAAAAACACCACGCACAAUUAUUAUUAAGCUGUUAGAUUACAAAGAUAAGGUAGAAAUUUUAAAAAAUUCUUCUAAAUUAAAGGGUAAAAAUAUCUACAUAAACGAAGAUUUUUGCUUCGAAACGAACUUAAUUAGAAAAGAUCGUAGAGAAAAAAUGAAAAUUGAGCGGCAACUGGGAAAAUUUGCACAUAUGUCAUACGAUAAGCUAAUUGUACGCGAAUGGGUGUCUAAGAAAACAGAAGAAAUCCCGAAUCGGUGUCAAAAUAUUAAGGGUUAG